CGACCGGGGGCGCUAACAGCGGGGCGGGGCCUGCGCCUGGGCCGCGGCGGGGUCGCCCGUUAAAUACAGCCAGAGCGGCGGGGAGGGGAAACGGCAAUGGCGUUGUCGGCGGGGAGGCGGCGGCAGGACCUGGACAACGGUUCCUUGGAAAUAACACAGAGUUUAGAAGAUGAUCCUCUACUAGAUGCACCACUUAUUUCAUCUCAUACAUUGCAUUCCCAAUUGAGGCCAAGAUUUCAUGCUAUCCCAGCAGUUUUCCUUGCCAAUCUUCUGUUGCUAAUACAUGUUGCUUUUGUUGUUCUGGCAUUUUUAGCAGCUAUGUUCUGUUCUUACCCCAAUCCAAAUCAGGAUAAGUGCCCUGGAAACUAUACUCACCCACUGAAAGUACAGACUGUCAUAAUCAUUGCAAAAGUGAUUCUGUGGAUUCUGCAUGUUGUUUUUGAACGAUACAUCCAGCACCAUCACAGUAAAGUCAGAAGCAGAGGUUACUUCUCAAUAUACCGAUCAACAAGACAUCUAAAAAGUCUUCCACUGCUGAUACACUCCACAGGUAAUGCAGCCCUGCUUUUGAUUCUGUCAAUGCAGCAUUCCUUUCCUGAUCACAGUAAAGUGUACCUGUAUCUUAUCCUGGGAGUCCUGGGCCUGGAGCUGAUCAGCUCCCUGACAUGCUUAGUGAUUUACACAGUGAAAAUAAGCAACUUCAAUCGUGCAAAGCCAAGACCUGACAUAAUUGAAGAAGAAAAGAUAUAUGCCUACCCCAGUCACAUUACCUCAGAAAUUGGAUUCAGGGAAAAUUCAAGUUUAGAAGAGAUAGUUGAGAAGCAAGGAGAUGUAAUAGAAUAUCUUCAGCGACACAAUGCACUGCUUAGCAAGAGACUAUUGGCACUAACAUCUCAGCAAAUCAAAGCUUAACAGCAUUUGGAAAACUGCUUGCUGGAGCUCUGGAGGGAACAUAAGGUAAUGUAAUAUCCAGACUGAUUUGUACAGAUGACUUUUUCAAUCCUUCACAUUUUGAAAUGGAAGUUAAGCUGGAAGGAUGAGCUCUGCAUGCACUAUAAACUUAUUACAACUGGACACUCUGGCUCUUCAAAUCAUCAGUUCUGAGAAGUUCUGGAGCUUCAAGGACUUCUAAUACCUAAGAGGUUAAAGUUGGACCUGAAGUAAUGGUUUAACUUUCUGCAGUUGUUGCUAUUGUUUUGUACUGCUGUAACCUUUAAGCUCCAAACUACCAAAGUAUUUUAUAUUUCUAGAAUACAAAUUUGUUCUCUAGAAAAAUCUGACUUUGAAGGAUGUCUCAGUUUCUAGUGCUGAAGCUGAAACUAAUGUGUUCUGUCACUGAGUCACAUAAUUUCCAGUGUUACAGGUGGUGUACUUCAGUAGUCCUAUACAAAGUAGCUACUUGCUCUCUAGGUUGGUGUCCUUUUUUCCAGGAAAAGGAAUGAAACUGUUGUCUGUGCCAGUGGGGAAACUGGGCAUCCAAUUUAGGAUUUAAAAAAAAUGCAGUGGGUGCCCUAGAAUGGCAAAUCUCACAUAAGUGUGUGGUACUAAACAGUGCCACAAUAAGCAAUUUGAGCAGCUGUUCAGAAUUCUGGCUCUAAAACCUGUAAGAGGCAUCUUCAGGGCUUCCUAUUACUAGGAGUCUGUCAGCUAAUAAUCAACAAGAUUCCUACUCUGCCAACUGAACUAACUUAAUAUAAAAAAUACUUGAGUAAGCUUUUUCAUUGACCUAGUAACUAACUUGUGUUGAAUGGAUUUAAAGAUCUUGUUAAAGAUGCAUCAGUUACAUGUAUCCUUGCUCUUUACUUUGACUCUUCAAAAAAUGUCAGCAUCUUGAUUCAAAAGCUAUAAAAGGUUUAUGUGGGGAGAUGAAAAGCAGCAGAAAACAGGUCUUCUAGAAGUUGGAGAAACAAGAAUUUUUGGUUCUAUUUCAUGGAUUUAUUGGGAAGGCUGGUAAAAGAACCAUUGUGUUCUGGGUACUACUUUGUCUACCAAUGUAGACCAAGAAUUAUUUUAGAAACCAAUACCUCUGAGGGGACAGGGUAGUCACUAGUCAAAACUGGGAAGAAGGCUCUCAUGAGGAGUGGCCUUGUACUUGAAUGUAAGGAAAAAAAAAAAAAGAAAA
Messenger RNA from Grus americana (Whooping crane), 2122 nucleotides. RefSeq names its product transmembrane protein 192 (gene TMEM192). Gene Ontology annotation, cellular component: lysosomal membrane; late endosome. The record is from RefSeq and is a predicted model, not a curated record. Bases 97 to 912 code for a protein of 271 amino acids. Lineage: Eukaryota; Metazoa; Chordata; Aves; Gruiformes; Gruidae. The transcript has 6 exons.